UUGUCUUUGCCCUUUUGGCGGCCGUGGCGUCGGCGAUUCCUGAAGAAGGCUACAACUACCAGGCACCAGGAGGCCAGGGAUCCCAAUACCCCUCCGCGCCCGCUCAGUACGCCUUCCAGUGGGAUGUGAAUCAUGCACCUUCAGGGAACUUUUACGGCCACAAAGAGCAGAGAGAAAACGCCAACACUCAGGGAAGUUACUACGUCCAGCUGCCCGAUGGUCGCCGUCUUCUGGUCGAGUAUUACGUGGACGCCACCGGUUACCAUCCCACCGUCACCUUCGAGGGAGAGGCGCAGUAUCCUUCAGGAGGGAAUCGGGGAUACGGCCAGUCCGGUCAGGGAUCGAGCCAAGGUUCUCCCUCACAAUCAUAUGGUGUCCCAUCUAAGUAAGCUCGAUACAAAGACCGGCCAGCUCUUAACCGAGAUCACCCCUCUCGUGCCCACGCCUUCUAAAAACUAUAGUACUCAGCCAAAAGACCAGUUACAAUUCAUGGAACAAUAUACCACUGCAACGGUGACCUACCAGGCCCUCGGCCGAGCGCGUUACUGA
Penaeus chinensis is the source of this 549-nucleotide messenger RNA. RefSeq lists its product as uncharacterized. Bases 133 to 549 code for a protein of 138 amino acids. The record is from RefSeq and is a predicted model, not a curated record. The transcript has 4 exons. Lineage: Eukaryota; Metazoa; Arthropoda; Malacostraca; Decapoda; Penaeidae.